This is a messenger RNA of Trifolium pratense (red clover), 1125 nucleotides long. RefSeq names its product FBD-associated F-box protein At5g56370-like. Lineage: Eukaryota; Viridiplantae; Streptophyta; Magnoliopsida; Fabales; Fabaceae. The record is from RefSeq and is a predicted model, not a curated record. Gene Ontology annotation, molecular function: protein binding. The transcript has 3 exons. Bases 1 to 1125 code for a protein of 374 amino acids.
AUGUCUGGGCAGCAAAUUUCCGCAGAUAGGUUAAGCAGUUUACCGGACGAUAUCCUGAUUCACAUUCUCUCUUUUCUUCCCACCAAACAAUCCAUUAUUGCAUCCAUUCUUUCUAAAAGAUGGAUUCAUCUAUGGCGUUCUGUUCCGGUUCUUAACUUCCUCGACACGAAAGUUAAUAAUCAACAAGAUAAUUAUCGCUUCAACCAAUUUAUCAACACCAAUUUCCUCUCGCCAGAAGCCUCUGCCGCCUCUGGUUCCAUCCACACUUUCUUCCUCGGCAUUCAUUACGAUCACUCUAAACUUGACAAACAUGAUAGGCAAAUUAGCCUUACCUAUAUCAACAAUUGGAUCAAACAUGUAGUUGAAUGUAACAAUGUUCAAUAUCUCAGUCUACAUCUUCCAUUGAGUUAUAGAUUUGCUUCUACCAUUAUCAGUAGUACAACUCUAGUUGUUCUUAAGCUUCAAACUAUCUAUAUGGAUGAAGUUUCUCCUUCUUCUUCUAGAUUUCCCUCACUCAAAACCUUACAUUUGAAUGAUAUCAUCUUUAAUAAAUAUUCAGAUUUUAUGCUGUUUCUAGAUGGAUGUCCGGUUCUUGAAAAUCUAGAAAUAUCUUUUAUAUACAUCAAGUCUAUUAAUCAAAGUGAUUUUGAACACUUUGAAAGCAGCUCAAGCUUAACAAAGUUGAACAAAGCAUAUAUUGAAGGCUGCGGUUGCCACUUUCCGAUGAAACUGCUUUCAUAUUUGAAGUUUCUUCACAUACAACUUUCAAAGGAUAUUUACACUACUGACGUAUAUGAUUUUCCUACAUUCCAUAAUUUGACACACUUGGUGCUCCAAUGUGAUUGGGAUAUAGUUGUACAAGUUCUCCAACACUGCCCUAAGCUUCAAAAUUUUGAACUUUAUCAGAACUUACUCGAUCGCCACACUUACACGAAAGAUGAUAACGAAAAUUGGGCAGAUCCAGACUUUGUUCCACAUUGCCUUUCAUUAAACCUUACGACUUGCGCUAUUGGGGACUUUGCAUUUGCAGGCUUACAAAUGUCACAUUAUGUUAGCAAGAUUUAUUUUGAAGAAUGCAAGAGUUUUAAAAACCAUGACAAUCUGGUGCAACUGGGGACGGUCUGA